AAAAAUUAAUUGUGUCUGUAACUAGGGACGCCUGCGCAUCAUCGACCUAUUACAGCUGUUUUAUAUAUUUUUUUCACAUUUUUUACUCUAAAAUUAUUUGAUAAUUAAAUGAGAAUUAUGAGCCGUGCACUUUUAGAUAUCCCAAACUUUUUAUGCGAUUUUUCUUUAAUUAAACCUCUACCCUCCUUACUGUAAAUUAUUCUGAGGGUAUAUAACCUCAAAACAGUGUAAUAAAAACACUGGAAGUAUAAAAAUGCCUACGGGAAAAAAUAUACCAGAUUUAAGACUUGAAUCUCCAGAAACGAAUCCUUGUCUAAAGGAACACAGGCUGUCAAUGAAAUGCAUUGCAGAAAAUUACAAAGAUAAAGAAAAAGCAUGUGCGAUUUAUUUUGACAAUUACAAAGCCUGUAAGAAGUUCUGGUCUAAUGUUAUUUAUGAACGUAGGCAACAAGGUUUAACUCCUUAUUUACCGCUCCCGGAUGAGAGAGAAAAAAUAAAGAGUGAUUAUUUGAGUCAAUUUAAGAAAAAUAAAUAAUUACUUUCAACCAUUUAUUUAUAUAUAUUUUGUAAUUGCUAGUUGUAGUACAUUUUUACUAUGUAUAUACAUAAAUACGUAUAUAUAAAUAUUGUAAAUACAUUUAUUGGAGGAUAAAAUGAAUGUAAUAAAAAAUAUUUAUUUAAAAACAAAUAAUUAAUUUAUUUAUGUUGUAGUUUUCUCUUUAAGUUUGUUUGUAUAAUCAUCAGAGUUUAGUUAAAUAUACUUUGGUAGUUUACGAAGAGUUCAAAAGUCUCACACAUAAGAU
Messenger RNA from Cotesia glomerata, 803 nucleotides. RefSeq names its product coiled-coil-helix-coiled-coil-helix domain-containing protein 7. The record is from RefSeq and is a predicted model, not a curated record. The transcript is spliced from 3 exons. NCBI's taxonomy places the organism in Eukaryota, Metazoa, Arthropoda, Insecta, Hymenoptera, Braconidae. The coding region runs from base 254 to 535 and encodes 93 amino acids.